Messenger RNA from Pocillopora verrucosa, 1843 nucleotides. Its product is annotated as ankyrin repeat domain-containing protein 53. Gene Ontology annotation, molecular function: protein binding. NCBI's taxonomy places the organism in Eukaryota, Metazoa, Cnidaria, Anthozoa, Scleractinia, Pocilloporidae. Gene Ontology annotation, cellular component: spindle pole. Gene Ontology annotation, biological process: regulation of mitotic cytokinesis; regulation of mitotic spindle organization; mitotic metaphase chromosome alignment. The record is from RefSeq and is a predicted model, not a curated record.
CAACGCUUAGCAACGAAAUUUCCGUUCUUCAAAAUGGCGGUCCACCGCGGGUACAACAUGACUGAAAUGAAAUAUAAGCCAAGUGAUACAGUCAUAAGGAGGAGGCGUAGACAAUCUUUAAGAAUCCAAAAGAACAUAGAUGAUGACGUGCUUAUGGCUUCAGCGAUCGGUGAUGUAACAUGGCUUCAACAAAGCCUCUAUGAUACGCGUAAAGCAUAUUCUGUUUCCAUCGAACACGGUCUUGCUCCUAUUCACCUUGCUGCACAGAACGGACAGCUUGAAUGCCUUAAAGUAAUGAUAGAAAGAUAUAAAGUAGAUGUUAAUUUUCAAAGUGCAUCUGGAUGGACACCCCUUCAUUUAGCAAUUAACAAGUCUACCAAGAAAAGAGGAUUGAGAUGUGUACAAUAUCUUUUGGGGAAAGGUGCAGAUCCAUCAAGGCCAACCAAGGCUGGAAUCACUCCAGUGCAUCAGGCAGCAAGUGAAGGCCAUGUUAAAUGCCUGCAGGAGUUGAUCAAAUCUGGUGCGACGAUCAACGCUGUCGACGGAAACGGUCAUACUCCUAUGUCUUUAGCGCGUGUAUGGGGCCAGAGGGAAUGUGCACGCAUUUUAGCCAAUCAACAGUGGUAUUUGGACAAACAACAGUAUUUGAAAGAAAAACUUGAAAGGGAACAAAAAGCCAAACAGAUCGAGGAAGAAUUGCAAAGACUGAGCCUUAUCCGCCUUGCAGAGGGUAAACACGAGAGUCAGUUAGCGUAUCAGCGAUGGCUCACCGAGAAAGGUAUUCCUGACAUUGGGACCAUGUACGGACCUCUUUCCUCCGAGGAGAGGAAGACUGCUGAAGAAAUUCGAGCAACGCAGUCCUUACGUCCAACUCCUGCACCCAUGCUAACCGAGUCGUCAAUUGUUGUUAGAUCAAAAACAGAGUAUGACAAUUUUGAUGGCGCGCCAUUGUUUACUUCUAGCAGACCAACAGAUCACCAUGAUCACGACUUUGAUAGAAAGCUUGAAUUAAUUCCACUCGAGAGAAUCUCUGCUUCCAAGAGAAGGAAAGGUCAAAGAACGGAGGGUUUGCGGCCAAAUAGGUCUCGGACGGUUGUAAGAUAAAAACAAAUGUUUAGAUUUCCGCUAAUUUUUAAUGACUAGAGAGGGUGGGGAAAUCUUCCCAACGAGCCUCGUAAAGAUAUUUUUAGUCGCUUUUGCCUCGUCAACUCCCGAAAACCUAAGGGAUGGCUUUUCCAGGACGACAUUUCCGUUUGUUUUAGUAUGAAGGCGCAUGUCCACAAUUUUACGUAUCAAGAAUAGAAUUUUCAGGGGGAGGGGCGCCCCUACGCUCAUUCUCAAGCCCCGCCAGUUGAAAAUAGGCUCGGCCGUCCUUCAAUAUAAAAUAUGCUCUAUCCUUGCUUCAUAGUGAACGUUAAUUGAGAAAACUAUGACUAUCUGUUUUGAUACUGAAAAGAGACGGCACUUGAUUAUUAUUCUAACGAGUUGAAUGUUUCAGAGGAGAAAGCGCUUAAAUAAAUAAAAAAGCACUAAAUUCACUAAACACCAAAAAGAAAUCAAAAAUAGUUCUGAAGCGGAGAAAAUUUAGUUGAAUUGAGAACGAGGACUGCCAACGUUUCUACGUGAGUUUUCAAGAGGCAUAAACCUAAAUAGUUAGACGUAGCAUUGGCUAAGCAAAUAGUGAUAUAAAUGGAGUUAAGAGUGAAGGGGAAAAAACACGAAAAACUGAGAAAUGACGUGACUCGUUGACUACCCUGUGUAAAGGAGACCACACUUGAAUAUUUCUUUCCCUCUUGUGACAUGCAAUACGACCUGUAUUUCGCAAAUAAGAACUUUUUACAAG